Capsaspora owczarzaki ATCC 30864 is the source of this 1440-nucleotide messenger RNA. RefSeq lists its product as hypothetical. The record is from RefSeq and is a predicted model, not a curated record. The transcript is spliced from 8 exons. Gene Ontology annotation, molecular function: nucleic acid binding. Bases 1 to 1440 code for a protein of 479 amino acids. NCBI's taxonomy places the organism in Eukaryota, Filasterea, Ministeriida, Capsasporidae.
AUGGACUUCCUCAGCGCUCGCCAGACCAGUGUCGAGACCACCCAGUCCGAGUUCAUGCAGCAUGUGGGGUUCCUGAAGCCAGUCUUCUUUCACAUGGCGUCCGGAUUCAAGCGCACGGCAAUGGAAGCGGGCUUCCAAGGACCAGCUUCUCAGCACGCUCAUCGGGUUUUCAGUGAGCUGCUGUCCGGAUUGGUCGCAUGUCUUGGUAUCUCGGUCGAUUUGACAUCGAUUUCAAACCUCCCCAACAAACCUGCCCAACGCGCUGCCCUGAAGGGAAUUUUGAAAGACCUCGAAGCCAAUGCACAGGUCACGGCAACUCAGAGGCAGAAAAAAGACGCGGCAGCAGCACUCAAGGAACUGGAAUUGGAGGUUUCGCCAGGACAGCCGAAUUUCGUGAUUGGUGGCCAAUUGCUCCAGACGCUCAAAACUGAGCUUGACCUCAAGGUUUCUUUGGACCAAGCCCAGCUGCGAGCCGCGGCUGCCCGGCUGCGAGCCGCAGCGCUGCGCGGGCCGCUUUCAAGCGAACCGCCUUCAAUCACGGAUCCUGAUGAAGCUAUCGCCAUCUCCACGUCCCGCGUGGCUCCCAGACAGCCCCCGGUAUGGCUGCGUCCAACUUCACCAAAAAGACCGCUGCCCGUGCUGGACAAGAUGCCCAGGGAGGUCGUCCGCGGUCAAGUGCUCGCGUUGCGAAAUGCUGGCCUCUCCUACAACAAGAUCGCCACCCAGCUUCACCUCCCACGUUCUACAGUGAUCAGCAUCACCCAACGUUUCUCGGGAAGGGCGACGACGAGCGACAGCCCCCGCCCCGGUCGCCCCAGCAAGCUCAAGUCAUUUCACCGCAACAACAUUGUAGCACAGAUCCUCCUCGAUGAGUCCGACACCGCACCCGAAGUGGCCGCCACUAUGCGCACAUUGUCCAAACAUUGGACCGUCGAUGACUGGCUGAGGGUCGUCUUCUCCGACGAGACUGCUCUCUAUCUCUACAGGAACAACAACGGUGGUCGUGUAUGGCGUCUGGUUGGCGAAACGUUGACCGAUCGAUGCGUGCAGGGCACGGUCAAGUUCGGCGGUGGCCAUAUCAAUGUUUGGGGCGCCAUCUCUCGUUUCGGAAUUUCGCUUUUCUGCGAGGUCGGCGACGUCAUGAACGGCGACACCUACCUCUCAGUUUUGGAGAGCGAGUUGCUAGCAAGCAUUCGCAUCACCGUCCUGGACUGGCCUGCGAACUCUCCCGACCUCAACCCCAUCGAAAAUGCGUGGAACAUGGUCAAGAACAAGAUCUACCAGGAGAGGGAGAUCAAGAGCAAGGCCGCGUUGUGGGAACGCUUCCAAGCGGUCUACGAAGAAGUGCUCACGCCAGAGGUCUGCCGCGAUCUCAUUUCAUCGAUGCCGCGCCGCAUUCAAGCUGUGAUAGAUGCCAAUGGUGGUUAUACCAAGUACUGA